This is a messenger RNA of Colletes gigas, 495 nucleotides long. RefSeq lists its product as uncharacterized. The record is from RefSeq and is a predicted model, not a curated record. NCBI's taxonomy places the organism in Eukaryota, Metazoa, Arthropoda, Insecta, Hymenoptera, Colletidae. The transcript is spliced from 2 exons. The coding region runs from base 48 to 407 and encodes 119 amino acids.
CCAAUUGAAUCUUUUGAUUUGAGAUUGCACAAUUGCCUGGCAUCACCAUGAAACUCGCAUACUUCUUGCUGGCUCUUCUCCUCGCAUCGGCCGUUCUUUGCGAGAAGAAAGACGACGGAAAGAAAGACGAGGGAAAGAAGGACGAAGGAAAGAAGGACGAAGGAAAGAAGGACGAGGGAAAGAAGGACGAUGAUAAGAAGGGCGACGAGGAAGGUGAGGAGGAACCAUCGAAACUCGAAGAAGGCUUGAAACAGUACCAGGAAAUGAUCAUAUCUUUGCCCGGUGGUGAGCUUCUGAGACCCCACUUCGAACGCAGCAACGAUAUGAUGAAGAUGUUCUUCAGCAAAGCUAAACGACACAGGCGAUCCCUUCUUGAAGCCGCCAUGCCUCAAGAAGUCCAGGGCUAGGAAGGACACCUAACCCAGACCUAAAUAAUAUGGACAUUUGAACGAUAACCGGCGUAAAUCCAAGGAACAUGUUUGAGCUUUUUGUCAA